Molecule: messenger RNA, 3960 nt
Organism: Phyllopteryx taeniolatus (common seadragon)
Lineage: Eukaryota; Metazoa; Chordata; Actinopteri; Syngnathiformes; Syngnathidae
Gene: thrap3b
Product: thyroid hormone receptor associated protein 3b
Exons: 11
Coding region: 384-2972 (862 amino acids)
Biological process (GO): positive regulation of transcription by RNA polymerase II; mRNA processing
Cellular component (GO): mediator complex; exon-exon junction complex
Molecular function (GO): DNA binding; transcription coregulator activity; mRNA binding
Source: RefSeq, a predicted model, not a curated record
UGGAUCUAUAGCGUCCAUGAGCUAAGCUGUCUGUCGACGGUCGGCUGCUGAGAACGCUCGAAUCCUCGAAGCCGCACACGAGCUGCAAUCGGAAAGCAAAAAAAAUGUUUUUGCCUCGUAUAUGUCUAACUUAGUUUGGUUCGACAUUCCCAGGUUGUAUUUUGGGCGAAGAGGUGUCACUUUAUUCGCGUGCUUCGUCGCGCAGCUGCUGCUCGCGGCGAGCUAGUUAGCUUCUUUGCUACAUUGUACCCGGGACGGAAAAAUACAGGAAGGAAGCAGAGCUCGAACGAAGCGCGGCCUACAAAGGUUGCUGUCGACGCACAUACGGCUCAAAUUAUUCUCAAAACCCGCACAGGGAUUUUUAAUCUGGAAUAAGGGCUAAAAUGGCUCCCUACUCACCUUCCCGUUCCAACUCCAGAUCAAAGUCCAGGUCUAGAUCUGUAUCUAGAUCUCAAUCUAGAAGCCGCUCCCGCUCAAGAUCUAGAAAACGUCGCUACAGCUCAAGGUCCCGUUCCCGCUCCCGUUCCCGCACUCCUAUGUCCUACCGAAAUUAUCCCUCCCGGGACUACCAGAACAACAGGGGCUACAACCGGGGCUACAACCGGGGCUAUCGAAGGCCGUUCCACUUUCGUGGAAGAAAUCGAGGCUACUACCCUCGCGGUCACUAUCAGAACAGGGGAGGCGGCGGCUAUGGCUACAAGUCUAACUGGCAAGGUGGUGGUGGCGGAGGCUGGCACGACCGCAAACGUGACCAGGACAACCGCUCCCACAGCCCCCGGAGAGGACGUUCACGCUCCCAAACGCCAAGCAAGCGUUCCGCCAGUCGCUCGCACUCCCAUCACUCUGACCGCUCGUCGUCCGAGCAAUCGCAACGUUCUAGGGCCUCCAGCUCCUCCAGGUCGCGCUCCUCCACCCCGUGCCCCCGCAACAAGGGCAAACCCAGCUCAAAGAUUACUGAGAAGAAGCAAGAUGAGGGCCAACCGGAGAAGCAGCCAGGAGAAGGCAACGUUAUCGAGAAGGCAUCAGGAGGUAAAUGGAUCGACUAUGACACAAGCCGAGUCAGCUCAGAGACGGCUCAGAAGGAAGAAGGUGCGGCUGCUGACAGUCCCCCCAAGUCGGGACAAACGGCCUCCUUCGGCGGCUUCGGCUUCUUCUCCAAGGAUGAUGCGAAAUCUGGAGAAAAGACGGUGAUCUCUGCUGCCUUCAAAAAGUUUUUGGCUGAAAACAAAAGCAAAAAGCAGGCAGGUGAGAAGGAAGAUGGUAACGAUAGCGAGAAGAGUAGUGUUGAGAGAGAGCAAGAGAAGGGCAUCAAGUCUGGAGACAUCUUCAGCAUCUCUGUUCCUUUUGGUGACUCCAAGGAGGACAAGACCAUGCCGUUCUUUGAUGAAGAGGAGGAGGAGUUCCUCAAGUCUCAUGGCUUGAAAGAAAGGGACACAGAGGAAGGCAGUGCGGGCAAAUCCAAGCCUACAACUCGCGAUAUAUUCGGGAAGUGGGGGGACGAGCCAACCUAUUCCACCUCGUACCCGUCAUUGAAGGAGAAAAGCCGCAUAGAUGAGGAUACCAAGACGUUGGAUAAAAUGGUAGAGGAGAUGUAUCAGAGCCGCAAGCACAGCAAGAAAGAGGAGAAGGCCAAGAAGAAGGAGAAGAAGGAGAAGGAGAAAGAGAAAAGCAAAAGAAGUCCGUCCCCUGCUGUGACUUCCAAAGGCAAGGACAGGCCACUCUUCCCUGGGGCCUUCCCUACUCGUGACGAUUCCCCCGUACGUCUGGCUUCGUCCAGAGAGGACUUCGAACUGAAAGUUGCUUCUUUGGAAGAAAUGCCAAGCUCCUCUACGGCUAAGAAUCGCUUCAUGUCCAGAGAUCUGUUGAAUCCCUCUAAGAAAGAUCCAGAGUUUCGGUCAAUCUUCCAGAAUAUUCAGUCCGCUCAUCUUUGCAGCAGCCCCUCUGAGCUUUUUGCUCAGCACAUAGUGUCCAUUGUGCAUUACAUCAAAGCUCAGCACUUCCCCUCCUCAGACAUGACUUUAAGUGAGCGCUUCGCCAUGUACCAAAGAAAAGCUGCAGAGGUAGAAAUUAAGCCAAGGAAGAGCCCAGAAAUCCACAGGAGAAUUGAUGUUUCCCCCAGUGCCUUUAAGAGGCACUCUCACCUGUUUGAGGAUAUGGACGAGGCGAGCUUCAAGGAUUCAGGCAAAAAGUUCAAAGGGGACACGAUGGACCUUCGCCUGGACAUUGAAAGGCGUAAGAGGUUUGCCGGGAAGGACUACAGGCGCGAGGCGGGCAGGAGUCCCGGAGGCUCCCGAGAGAGGUCCUCUGAGAAAUCUGGAAAGCACCACAAGAAAUCCAAGAAAGGGAAGAAAAAGCGUGAUCGCUCACCGUCCUCCUCCUCGUCGUCAUCUUCUCCGUCCCCUUUCCCCACUGCGCCACCAUCUUUCAGAGGCAAGGAGUACAUGGGAGAUGGGCCGGACCAUUUUGAGGAGGGCUUCGCUCACCAGCGCUACCCUCCUCGGGACUACGGUGGCCACGGGGACCGAGGGCACCCACGGGAUUUUGAGGGCCAGCACAUGGAAAGAGGCAGAGGCCGUGGAUUUUUCCCCAGGAUGAGAGGGCGAGGAUGGAAUAGGGGCAAUUAUCCAGGCAACAACAACAACAACAACAGCAGCAGCAAUGGCAACCCUGCCAACAUGAACCCUCAAGGGCGCCCCCCAGAGGAGGAAUGGGAUCCUGAGUACACGCCCAAGAGCAGGAAGUAUUACUUGCACGAUGACCGCGACGGUGAGAAAAACUGGGUGGACAACCGCGGGCGGGGCCGGGGGUCCUUCAUGCCCCGCCGGGGACGCUUCGUGUACCGUAAGGGAGGCAGUAGCCCUAAGUGGGCCCACGACAUGUUCCAGAACGCGGAGCAGCCGGAGAUGGGAGAUGACAACAUCGAGGCGGAGCAUAAAGACACCAAGAAUGCUGACGAAGGCCUGAAAACCUAAACACCCCUCGUCAUUGUGUCCAUGUAUUGGCAAAAAAAAAAGAGAGAAAACAUUUCCCCCUCCCUUAUCUAUCCUCUUCUUUCCUAUCAUUUAAUUCUUGUUAUAACCCAAGUGAAGAAAUUGGUCUGUUUUUAUGUCGUUUUCAAUGAAUACAUGGUUGAUUGUUGAGUACUGAGGCGUCAUCAUUCAAUUAAAACCUAAGGAAAGAAAUAAAAAAAUAUUUGUGCCUUAGAUGAUAAAAAAAAUACAGUUCCAUGUAAGUGUUUUUGCAGUUUGAAGCAGAGGGAGACUUAUGCUCAUUUUCUUGUACACUUCCCCCCCGAUGACGUCUUGAUGUUAAAACUGCAUGAAUGCAAUUAAUGCUUCUCCCCACGGGACCAAUCAGUAGUUGCUCAUUGUCGCCAUUUUGGAAACUUUUUUUCAGCCCUUCCCAAAUUAUUAUUUUUUUAAAUAUAUGUAUUGUAGCACCACUUAGUCUGUGAUUAUCGGCAACAUGCGUGUUUUCAUGUAAAAGGUCCACCCCAAAAUAAAACUGCUUUGCUUUAGACAUAAGUAUGUAUACUUACAAUGUAGGUUUACAUGUCUUAGAUAAUUUAGCAAAGGACAUAGCCUUUUAUGUUUUGGAGUUUUGAUUUACAAGCAAAGUUAAAUAAUUACACAGUUGCAAACUCUCUUGUCCGUAAUACUUGGGGAAACAAGUUAAAUGUUUUUUUUUGGGUGGAGGUAUGUUUUUAAGUGUCAGUUUAAAAUUGUCAUGAAAGCAGACAUGAGAACCCCUAAAUUUGACAAAACUAAUUUACCUUUAACAAGAUGUUUUAAGAAUGACUUUAAAAUCUCUUGACUGUCCAUACUGCAUGUAGGCAACAACUGUGGGAAUGUGGUUCUUUUUGUUUUCUGAUUAAUAUGAAGCUAACAACUUUUGUAUUGUUGAAGCGCUAUCAUAUGUCUUUUAAUUUUCAAUAAAUUUCCUUUUCUUCAAUAUUGGAAA